AUGCAACGGUACACAAACUGUGUGCGAAUUAUAGCCAACCUAUCCCUAUGGGUGGUAUUGGAGGCAAAGCGAAAGAUAGUUUCUCGGCUAACACUACACGACCACAACAGUAUCAAAGCUUACGUCAAUGGCUUUACAAAUGCCGACCAACAUAUGGCCAAAACUAAAUCACAUACAAGUAUUAAUGCUAAUAAUAUUGGCACCAAUGGUGGUGAUGUUGUCUUUGAUAAUGAUGGUAAUCUUAUGGAUUCUUACACUUCUAACACUUCCACUGUUGACAAUGGGUCUCAUGUCUUACCUGACAAUAUUGGCCGCAAAGACAACGAUAGUCUAUAUUUGCAAAAUAAAUUGGCGAAAAGUAGCCGAUUUCAGGCCAGAUCUCAAUUAUAUAAGACAAUAGAAAUAAGUCACUCAACGUUAGGCCGGAGUUGUCUUCAAAGAGCUAUCUGUGAAGUAUCGCAAACACCACUCAUUGCCCCAAAUACUGGACUUAUUGGACAAUUAAUUGAUAUGUUUCUUACUAUUGAUCCAAUACAUGAAGAAUAUAGCGAUGAUAUCGACGAUUAUAUUGAAGCCCAAGCCGUUGGUGUGAAGUCCUAUUUGGCGGACAAGUCCUCGCGGGUAAACAUAAUGGGCACUCGACGGCGGACACUGAGCCCUAGCUUUUCUGCCAAAUACUGCGCGCCAUCGUUCACAUCCCAGCGCUUCGGCGAUGUCGUCGCUGUUGGCGUAGAGGGGCUGAGGGCUUAUGGAGUUGUCAUUUGUGGUCUUGAAUAUGGCAUAGCCCGCGAUAUAGCCGUUCUCGAUGUACCGGCACAGCAGUGA
Medioppia subpectinata is the source of this 825-nucleotide messenger RNA. NCBI's taxonomy places the organism in Eukaryota, Metazoa, Arthropoda, Arachnida, Sarcoptiformes, Oppiidae. The record is from the annotation of a GenBank genome assembly.